GUUUGGAGGAUGCGGCCGGCAAGAUGGCGGAGGCGGAGGGGGAGUCGCUGGAGUCCUGGCUCAAUAAAGCUACCAGCCCAGCAAACCGACAAGAGGACUGGGAGUACAUCAUAGGCUUCUGUGAUCAAGUCAACAAAGAACUGGAAGGGCCACAGAUAGCUGUCAGACUACUGGCUCAUAAAAUCCAGUCUCCUCAAGAAUGGGAGGCAGUACAAGCCCUUACAGUGUUAGAAGCUUGUAUGAAGAACUGCGGGAGAAGAUUUCAUAAUGAAGUGGGAAAAUUUCGGUUCUUGAAUGAACUAAUUAAAGUGGUAUCUCCAAAGUAUUUGGGAGACCGAGUGUCGGAGAAAGUCAAAAUGAAAGUGAUUGAACUUCUCUACAGCUGGACAGUUGCUCUCCCUGAGGAAACAAAAAUUAAGGAUGCCUAUCAGAUGUUAAAAAAACAAGGUAUUUUACAACAUGACCCUCAGAUCCCUGUGGAUAAGACGCUGGUUCCAUCUCCCCCAACUCGGCCCAAAAAUGCAGUAUUUGAAGAUGAUGAAAAAUCAAAGUUAUUGGCCAGAUUACUAAAGAGUAAAAAUCCAGACGAUCUUCAGGAAGCCAACAAACUAAUUAAGAAUAUGGUGAAAGAGGAUGAGGUGCGAAUGCAGAAAAUAACCAAACGCUUGAACACGUUGGAGGAGGUGAAUAACAACGUGCGGCUGCUCAAUGAGAUGCUGGUUCAUUAUAACCAGGAGGAAUCCACGGACGGCGACAAAGAGCUGAUUAAGGAGCUGUACGACCGGUGUGAGAAGAUGAGGCGGACUUUGUUCAAGCUUGCUAGCGAGACCGAGGAUAAUGAUAACUGCUUAGGUGAGAUUUUGCAAGCCAGCGACGAACUCUCGCGUGUGAUCAAUUCCUAUAAAAAGAUCGUUCAAGGACAGACCGUCAAUGGAGAAGUUGAUUUACCUGAACUUCCAAAGCCAACAGUUAAAGCUCCUUCCACGACCACAGAACCCACAGAAACGCUGAUUGACUUGGCUGGUUUGGAUGUUCCCACGGUAACCACCGCCCCGGCAAACGCCACGGCAGCUCCAGCCUUCCCCCUCAUCCCACCCCCUCCUCACGUGGCUGCUCACGGUGGGCCCCGGGCCCCCAGCCUGCCUCCCAGCACAGCCAGCGGCGCCCUGGGACUGUUAGACGUGGAGCUGCUCUCACUAGGACUGAACGAUCCGCCAUCGAAUUCAGGUGCCGGACAGGACUUGGGAAGCUCCCGGUGGAAAACGUUUCAGAAUGAAAGUACUCCCCUCAACCUUUUUGACACGACCACAGGCAGCGAGGGAAGCAGCUCUUGUCUGACGUCUCUGCUGCAGUCGGUACCUCAGCCGCUGAACCCGCUCUCAGCUUCCUCCGGCCCCACCUUUCCUGGGGCUCCCUUCGCUGCCACCUCGUGUGUCUCACCAGCAAUGCCGCUCAUGCCAAACCCGACAGUUCCUGGUAUAGCUCGGGCCAGUGUAGCUCCUCACCGCACACUGAUACCCGCUGCUCACCGAGGUGCCGACCCCACCACAGCCUCCGCACUGUCGGCCGCCCACACCAGUGGAUCACCCUCAGUAAACAGCGGCCUGCUUGAGCUGGAUUUGCUCAGUCAGAAGCUUCUAGAAGAGGUCAAAGGGGAGUCUCGUCACAGGGGCAGCUCCUCGGGGUUGUCGGGGAUGUCAGGGAGCGGUUUCUGCACUCCAUCCGGGGCACCCGGCAGCCCCCUGCUGCGCUCGCUCUCCCCACAGCCCUCCAGCCCGCUCCGCACUGGCCUCCUGGCAGAAGCAUCACUUGGCAACGUACUAGUUCAAUUGGAGACCAUUAAGCCAAGUAAUGUGCUCCCUGUCACCGCAUACGACAAGAAUGGAUUCCGGGUCCUGCUGCACUUUGCCAAGGACUGUCCUCCGUCCAGGCCAGACGUUUUGGUCAUUGUUAUCUCCAUGAUUAGCACCGCGCCGGUGCCCAUCUCUAACGUGGUGCUGCAGGCAGCUGUACCAAAGGCCAUGAAAGUGAAGUUACAGCCUCCGUCCGGGAGCGAGCUCGCACCAUUCAACCCAGUCCUUCCUCCGGCUGCCAUCACCCAGGUCAUGUUAUUAGCCAACCCUUUGAAGGAGAAGGUUAGACUAAGGUACAAGUUAACGUUUACGAUGGGAGAUCAGCCAUACUCGGACCUGGGAGAAGUGGACCAGUUCCCUCCAGCUGAGAGAUGGGGAAGCCUCUGACCCUCGCUGGUUACCAACCACAGUGUCGAGAUUCACCGAACACCGAGAUUAUCCAACCAGGACCUCAAAGCCGAAGGAACGCACCAUUUGUUUUGCUCAGUGUCUCAAUGCCACCCAAACGCCAGUGGGAUUGGGUUUGAGCUGGGGGGGUGGGGUGGUGGGGGAGCGUGGGUUCAGGCCUGGAUCAGUCAUGGGUUCAGGUCUGCUUUAUCAUUCUGCACAGCUGAAAGGGGGAACAAUGUGUCUGUACUUCAAUCAUUCCACUCCUUAGGCCAGGCCAAACCCUCCCCCUCAUAUACAGCCAGUGUGUGUGUGUGUGUGUAGUCGAGGACUGGUAACCUCAUGAGGGACGAGUUUUGAGUUGAAAAGAGCAGGACAGUUCCAACCAACAUUGAUUGUCUGUUCCCACAGCUGUGCUACCGUUUGCUGGCGAGGGAGGGGCACAUGAGCUUUUGUUGGGGUCUAACCCACUGGCACCAAGGGCACGAGAGCUUGGGUUAUUUUAAUUUCUCCUCCCAAAAGAGAGACCCAAAUUCCCCCCCCUCCCCACAAUGCCUGUCGGAGGUCAGGAGCUCUCUUCAUUGUUUUUGCCUGCAUUGCCAUCGUCAUUGCCCUGGGCUGCUGACACCAGGGCAGAACUGAGGCCUCUUAUAAUUACUGUAUAACCCUCCAGGGAAACGGUCAUCGGCCUGCUGGCUGGUUAUGGGACAUCGCUGUGCACAAAUCAGCUGCCACGUUCGCCUACAAAUACUGUGAAACGCUUCCAGAUGUUUCAACAUGAUAAAGGCGCCUUAUUAGACACAAGGUUAAUAUUAUUAUUAUUUACGAUUUAUUACGAUCCUUCCAGUGUGCAGUGACGCCCAGUCAGUGCCGAGGUUACUGAGGACAGGAAACUCCUGUUUAGAACGAUUCCCAUGUUGUGAAAUGAAAGUAAAGUGGACCUGAGUGGAGAUGUGACAUUCCCAGGGAGUGUGAGCGCAGCACAAAACUACCCCUUGAUUAGCAUUAAACUGGCAAAUCACAUUCAUAUUGGCAAGAACACAAGGUUCUUUUGAGGUCGGGGGCCAAGGGACACACUGUUAACUUAAACUAGAGGGAGCUUUCACCCGCCCCAAACUGCGCUAUUGCUGACCCAAGUGCGAAUGUUAAUGCUGAAGUGUUCCAGUUCCCAGCACUGACACACCCUCACUCGAAUCAGCACAGAAUUCACUCAGCAAAUUGCACCAUAGCAUUGAAUCCGAUCCCCCAGCCGUUCGUCUGUCUGCCCCACAAUGUCUGGCCAUGCCUAUUGCGUCUCCACGUGUGGGGACACCCGGGGCUGUGCUGCCACGCUUCACGUCUGCGAGAAAAAGAAACCUCAUCUGUUACCUUGAGAGCCGUGCUGGCUCCAGAGCUUUGUGUUGCACUUGUUAUAAUUAAAGACUGAAUCUGACUGAUAAUCUCGUCCUUUCUUCCCUCCACCCCAACCCUACCCCUCACCCCCAUCCCUCCCUCCAGCCCACCACCCACCACUAACAACAACCAAACUGUGACAUACUUUGGUAUGAAAGCCAUCGUUUUUGCACAACAUUUGACCAAUUAGAGUUUGGAGAUCAUUCCUCGGUGAUGUAAUGUGUUGCUGCUGCUUUGUAUAUUGUAUUUAUUGUUCGAAGUAAAAAAGGAAAUGAUUUCUC
Molecule: messenger RNA, 3913 nt
Organism: Callorhinchus milii (elephant shark)
Lineage: Eukaryota; Metazoa; Chordata; Chondrichthyes; Chimaeriformes; Callorhinchidae
Gene: gga3b
Product: golgi associated, gamma adaptin ear containing, ARF binding protein 3b
Exons: 17
Coding region: 24-2240 (738 amino acids)
Biological process (GO): vesicle-mediated transport; intracellular protein transport
Cellular component (GO): trans-Golgi network
Molecular function (GO): phosphatidylinositol binding; small GTPase binding; ubiquitin binding
Source: RefSeq, a predicted model, not a curated record